Messenger RNA from Spodoptera littoralis (African cotton leafworm), 642 nucleotides. Lineage: Eukaryota; Metazoa; Arthropoda; Insecta; Lepidoptera; Noctuidae. The record is from the annotation of a GenBank genome assembly.
AUGGUUGUUGUAUCUCCAUCGUUUUCUGUACCGGCCGAAGGUAUUUUGAUGCAAUUGCCUUCGGUUAAUUUAAUAGUAAAUAACGAUGUGGAUUUGGGUACGGCAACGCUGUACAUAACCGAACACAAUGUGGUGUGGGGCGGAGGAGUGGGCAGACAAGGAGGUCCGUCCCCUACAGUGACCCUCAUGUACCCAAACAUCUCCCUACACGCCAUACAGAGAGACCCUGGACCGGGACUCAUUCUGGUCAUCAACCAUGAACUUAGUUUACCAGAAAUGACGCAGCAGGGCGCUGGCGACGCGCCGGUAGAUGAUGACGAUGAAUACGAUGCUGAUGAGGAGCCCAUGACCAAACUAAGAUUCGUUCCACAAAACGACAAUGACUUAGAAGCAAUGUUUAUGGCAAUGAACCAGGGCCAGUCCUUGCACCCAGACCCUGCAGACGAGAUCGAUGAAGACGAAGACCCUUACAUGGAUGGAGAGGAAUUUGAUGAAGGAGAAGAUGAGUUUGAAGACGCAGAAGAAAGCAAUAUGUCCGCCGAGGACGCGGCCGCGAGGCUCCGGCAGAUGAGGCUGGAGAACGUCAAUGGUACACAUGAACAAGUAAACAAUGAAGCAGAGGACGCGGAUAUUGCGGAGUGA